AAAAGGAAAAGCAAAGGAUCCCUUACAUUAUCCUACAUCUACUUACACACCACCUUUAAACCACAAAAUAGGUAAAAAGAGAAGAAAAGAGGGAGUCAUACAACACAGUGUGAUUCUCUACUUGCACCUAGCUAGGAACUGUCACAAAAAAUAAGAGUGAAGAUGAUGGAGGGGUCAUCAAAGUGGUGGUGGAUUGGUGGAAAUCACAACACAUCAAAUUCAUCUCCUUGGCUUAACUCUACUCUCUCUGAUCUUGAUGCAAAGACGAAGGAAAUGCUGAGAGUGAUUGACGAGGUUGAUGAUGAAGCAGAUUCCUUUGUGAAACGAGCUAAGAUUUAUCACGAGAAAAAGCCAGAACUCCUUGCUAUGAUCGAAGAUUUAUACCGUUCGCACCGCUCCUUGGCGCAUAAGCAUGACCUCUUGAUCAAAACCUCUGGUCUGAAUCCGACCAGACAGAACUCAUCAACCUGCGACGAGAUCGUGUUGGAAUCUUUUGAAGAAAUGGAGUCUGAAGUGGAUGAUGGUGAAACGGUGAAGGGAGAUUUGGUGAGUUUGAAAGAAGAGACGAAUGAAGUGACUUGUUUGAUUGCAGAUGAAGUUAGGGUUCCUCGUGCUUCCAUUUCCAUUGGGAAAUGUUUUAAUCUCUUCAUUUGCAUGUUUGUUCACUGUUUCUUUAGAACCAUAUCGUAGGUUGUUGGGUGUCUCCAUGUAUGAAUUAAAGUCUCAUGAGGACUUUGUUUUUACAUAAUUUGAUUAUCAAAUAAGAUGUACAAGAGAUUUCAUGUUAUCCUCAGCUCUUUUCUUAUAUAAAAUUUCUAUGAUCCUA
Capsella rubella is the source of this 826-nucleotide messenger RNA. RefSeq names its product protein NETWORKED 3B. Lineage: Eukaryota; Viridiplantae; Streptophyta; Magnoliopsida; Brassicales; Brassicaceae. Bases 163 to 690 code for a protein of 175 amino acids. Gene Ontology annotation, cellular component: vacuolar membrane. Gene Ontology annotation, molecular function: actin binding. The transcript is spliced from 2 exons. The record is from RefSeq and is a predicted model, not a curated record.